AUGCCGCCCUCACUACUCCAUCCACCAAGCCACCUAUCACCAGAAGCGGCGCGGCAACAAGCUACUCUUGCACCCAGCAUCCUCAAUAACUUGCCUGAAAGUAUAUCGUCGACGCCGCUGCUUUCACUUUUUUCCGCCCCCGAAACCGCUGAGCUGUGGAUUACCUACGAGAACCUACUGCUAGCAUGUUUGCGUACGGGGGACGACCUGUCGGCGCAUAAGUGUCUGGAGAGGUUGAUAAAGAGGUUCGGGGACAAGAAUGAGCGCAUGAUGGCCUUCAAGGGGCUGGUCAAGGAGGCGACUGCAAAGAACAAUACAGAGCUGGAAGUGAUUCUGAAGGAAUAUGACAGUAUACUGGCCGAGGAGGAAAACAACAUUCCCAUCGCAAAACGGAGGAUAGCGUUGCUCAGAUCACUAGACAGGACGCCGGAUGCUGUAUCUGGCCUUCUGGCACUUGUUGACAUGUCGCCGACGGACGCCGAGGCGUGGGCUGAGCUGGCAGAUGUUUACUUGGCGCAAGGAAUGUAUUCACAGGCCAUAUAUGCGCUGGAGGAGGUUUUGGUGCUUCAGCCAAACGCAUGGAAUAUCCAUGCUAGAUCAGGCGAGGUCCUGUAUAUGGCAGCGACGGCGACACAGUCCAAUGAUGCAGCAGCUGCAAAACAGUUGGCAGAGGCAAUCAAGAGGUUCUGCCGCAGUGUUGAGCUUUGUGACGAUUACUUGCGGGGAUAUUAUGGCCUUAAGCUUGUGACAUCGCGUCUCCUCAAGGAUAAACCCUACGCGCAGACGCGGAAAGGAGAUGACGCGGACGAUUUGGCACUGCCGGACAGUACCACAUUGCAAAAGCUGGACGAGCUAGCCACCCGAAAGCUGGGAGAAAUAGUGCGGCGGUGGUCUGCAGGGGAACACAAUUGGAGGGGCUACGAGGAGAGCGAGAUUGUGGCGGCAAGGGAGCUGCUGAAUCAGGACAGCUCCUUGGCUCCAAAAUAG
This is a messenger RNA of Pyricularia pennisetigena, 987 nucleotides long. RefSeq lists its product as uncharacterized. Lineage: Eukaryota; Fungi; Ascomycota; Sordariomycetes; Magnaporthales; Pyriculariaceae. The transcript has 4 exons. Gene Ontology annotation, biological process: protein folding in endoplasmic reticulum. Bases 1 to 987 code for a protein of 328 amino acids. Gene Ontology annotation, molecular function: protein binding. The record is from RefSeq and is a predicted model, not a curated record. Gene Ontology annotation, cellular component: EMC complex.